GGUGACGUCACGCCGAGUGAUGCACCUGGCCUGGUACAGGCGGUCUCGUGCGUGGUGGUGCCGCCGGCCCCUUUGUGCCGAACAGCGGCGAUUGGUAAUGGCGAGGAGAGUUCUUGUCGAGUUUGAGUUUAAUUAGAUCGGUGGUGUCAGGGAGUCGAGUCCGUGGAUCUCUCUGCUGCUGCUGCCGCCGCUCUCACCCGAGAAUCAAUCCCAUUGAUGGAGAAGAGACACUCGGCGCAGCCAGUUGCGAAGAGUUACCAAUGCGGCAAGUGUACGUACAGCAUGGAUGACAUCGGUGCGAUGAAGAAUCACCAGGAAACACACAAGGACGAGCAGCCCUUCAAGUGCACCGUUUGUGGGAUAGCGUUCGCACAGUCAUCACAUCUCAGCAGACAUGAGAAGACACACACAGGAGAGAAGCCUUUCAGGUGCACUGUGUGUGGGACGGUGUUUGCAGAGUUGUCAAAUCUUAGCAGACACCAGAAAACGCACACGGGAGAGAAGCCCUUCAAGUGCACCGUGUGUGGAAAGUCCUUUACACAGUCGUCAAAUCUUUUUGUGCAUCAGAGAAUACACGUAGGAGAGAAGCCGUUCAAGUGCACCGUGUGCGGAAAGUCGUUUAGCCGUUUGUCAAUUCUUAACGUACAUCAUACAAUACACACUGGCGAUAAGCCCUUGAAGUGCACCGUAUGUGGAAAAGGAUUUGCAGAGACAUCACAUCUUACCAGGCAUCAGAAAAUCCACAUUGCCGAGAAGCUCUUCAGGUGCACUGUUUGUGGGAAGGCAUUUGGAUGGCCAUCAAAUCUUGACUUGCAUAUGAAGACGCACACUGGCGAUACGCCAUUCAGGUGCACCGUGUGUGGGAAAGCAUUUACGCGUGCAGGUACUCUUAAAAGACAUCAGAAAAUACACACAGGCGAGAAGCCUUUCAAAUGCACCGUGUGUGGAAAGGCGUUUGUACAGUCAUCACAUCUUGACGCACAUGAAAAGAUGCACACGGGAGAAAAACCUUUCAAGUGCACCGUGUGUGGGAAGGCGUAUACACGGUCAUCAUAUCUUCACAAGCAUCAGAGAACACACACAGGGAUGAAGCACUUCAAGUGCACUGUACCUGGCAAAGCAUUUGCAUGGUCAGGAACUCCUAAUUGUAACAAGCGAGCACCGAAAGAACCAAAGAGUAAGCGAGCACACACAGGAGAAAAAGCCUUCAAGUGCACCAUGUGUGGAAAUUCAUUUUCACGGAAAUCAAAUCUUGAUGUGCAUCAGAAAAUACACACAAGAGAGAAUAUGUUCAAGUGCACUGUGUGUGGAAAGUCAUUUUCACGGUUAUCAGUUCUAGAAAUACAUCAUUCAAUACACACUGGCAAUAAGCCCUUCAAGUGCACCGUUUGCGGGAAAGGAUUUGCAGAGAAUUAUCUUCUUAACAGACAUCACAAAAUCCACAUUGCUGAGAAGCUCUUCAGGUGCACUGUGUGUGGGAAGGCAUUUGGAUGGUCAUUAAAUCUUGACUUGCAUAUGAAGACACACACUGGCGAUAAGCCCUUCAAGUGCAUCGUGUGUGGGAAGGCAUUUACGCGGUCGGCAUAUCUUCACAAGCAUAAGAAAAUACACACAGGCGAGAAGCCCUUCAAAUGCACCGUGUGUGGGAAGGCGUUUGUGCAGUCGGCACAUCUUGAUGCACACGGGAAGAUGCACACAGGAGUUAAACCCUUCAAGUGCACCAUGUGUGGAAAUAAAUUUUCGCGGAAAUCAAAUCUUGAUGCACAUCAUAAAAUACACACAGGGGAUAAACCCUUCAAGUGCAACAUGUGCGGGAAGGCUUUUACACGGUCGGCAUAUCUUCACAAGCAUCAGAGAACACAUUCUGACGAGAAGCACUUUAAGUGCACCGUGCCUAGUCAAACGAAUUCACGGUCAGAAGUUGGAAACAGACCAGAGCAGGUCCAGGGGAAGCACAAAGUGACAUUGCUUAAUGAGAGUCAAAGUUCUACAAUGAGUCAGUCUCCAGUGAAACGGGAACCAGAUGAGAAUGUCGACGUUGAAACGUGGCCAGAAGUGAAGGUGGAAUGUGAAGGAGUGAAGGUAAAAUUAGAAGGAGUGAAGAAAGAAUCUCAUUAUUCAACUCCAGGACCAGACCUUCGGGUGGAUGGAGGUUGCGUGAAGCGGGAGGAGGAGAAUCCAAACUAUCACGGAGCGAGAACUGACCCCCAGCAUGUUGUGAAGGUGGAGGUAUGGGUGGACUUCUUGGACAAAGCAGAGUAGUUGGGGCAGCAGGUGUCCAAGUAGCGUACGGUUAGCACGCUGCUGUUUCAAACCCGGCAACCUGAGUUCGAUUUCUGCUCAUGUCAGCACCAGUGAUGAUUACACUAUGUAACGUAAUUUUUGUUCCUGGGUACUUAGUGUGGCAGUCAAAGUGAUAGCUUUGGGGGGCAGGGUGUUUCUUUGAUUGGGGAGAAGUGAGGGACUUGUGUAAAAGUGGUUGCAAGGGUGUGAUUGAAUAUAAGGCUCUGCCAAGGGGAACCAAAGGAAGGGGGCGCGGGAUUUAAUUCCGCUCCUCGUCUUGUUUGAGGCGGCUGCUGUGCUGGAGAUGGAGACUGAGGCGGGCGGGAUUUUAUUCCAUGACUGAUCCUGUUCAAAGUGGCCUGCUGAUCCUACUCGAGGUGGCUGGGACUGAUCCUGCUCGAGAUGGCCAGGACUGAUCCUGCUCUAGGGGAAAGGGGACUGAUCCACUGAGAAUGUUCUGUUUCUGAGCCGGGCGAUGCUUCGGGCAUGCCUUCGGGGUUUUGCUCAGCAGGUUUUUCUCCCCCAGCAUUCGUGGUGGAGGAAGUUGGUAAAGCCGUGGUCAUUGGGUUGUUGUAUGACGGUGUUGGUUGUUGUGUUGUUGCGAGGGUCAUUUAAGUUGGUAUCGUGGUUGUGAUGCGUGCACUUCUCCGGGGAAGUAGUAAGCCUGUUGCCCUUUGACAAUGUAAGAUUUGUCUAGACAUUUAAUUAUUAGUAAACCCUAUACAUUUGGAA
Lethenteron reissneri (Far Eastern brook lamprey) is the source of this 3015-nucleotide messenger RNA. RefSeq names its product oocyte zinc finger protein XlCOF6-like. Lineage: Eukaryota; Metazoa; Chordata; Hyperoartia; Petromyzontiformes; Petromyzontidae. The record is from RefSeq and is a predicted model, not a curated record. Gene Ontology annotation, cellular component: nucleus. Gene Ontology annotation, molecular function: RNA polymerase II cis-regulatory region sequence-specific DNA binding; DNA-binding transcription activator activity, RNA polymerase II-specific. Gene Ontology annotation, biological process: regulation of transcription by RNA polymerase II.